This is a messenger RNA of Onychomys torridus (southern grasshopper mouse), 1484 nucleotides long. RefSeq names its product prostaglandin E synthase 3 like (gene Ptges3l). Gene Ontology annotation, biological process: chaperone-mediated protein complex assembly; protein folding. Lineage: Eukaryota; Metazoa; Chordata; Mammalia; Rodentia; Cricetidae. Bases 848 to 1315 code for a protein of 155 amino acids. The transcript has 7 exons. Gene Ontology annotation, cellular component: cytosol; nucleus. Gene Ontology annotation, molecular function: protein-folding chaperone binding; Hsp90 protein binding. The record is from RefSeq and is a predicted model, not a curated record.
CCUGGCGCAGGCGGAACUGCACCUGCGCGAAGUGCGAGGACAGCGCGAGCAGGGCCGAGUCCAGCUGCCGCCGCUCGGCUUGCAGUCGCCGCAGCGCGCGGACCGUCGCGUCCGGAGGAGAGCCCCGAGCCGCUCCAGGCUCCUCGGCUGCCGCCGCCGCCGCCUCCUCCGAGAACGCCGCCGCCCCGGGCCCGGCCUCGGCCACCGCGCCCACUGGGGCCCAGCGCACUGCCUCGCAUGGUGGCAACGACUCCUCCUCCUCCUCCUCUUCCUCUUCUUCGUCCUUUGCCUUUGGCCCGAAGGUCGUCACCACAGUUGCCUGCUCGGUAGCCACUUCCACGGCCGCCAUCUUCCCGGAAACGCCGCCGCACGUCAGUCGCGCCCCCUUGCUGCCAUGACAACGGGCGCUGGCAGGGAAGCCUGGAGGGGCGGUGGGCGGGGCCUGCACGCCUCCAGUCUCCCGAGGGCCCGCCCUCUGGAGUCGACUUUAGUGCAUUGUGAAUUAGACUCUACAGGAGAACUUAGGGUUGGAGGAAACCAAUGAACGAGGCCGAGGAUAACUAAUUUCCUGCCUAUAGGGUCUAGGGUAGCCCUUUCCCUGGCCAGAGAGGGUGAAUGUAUUCCUGAUCCGUAUAUUUCUGGAGACCCGGAGAGGUAAAGGGAUGCAGUAAACUCUCCCAGAGUCCCCCUGGAGUGCAGAUCACUUUCGCUGCCAGGCCACCUUUCCCAUCCUCUCAAGCCUCACCCCUUCCAAAUAAGGAGAGGCAGCUGCUAGGCGCGCCCCUAGGAUCUAAAGAUAGAGGCCCUUGCCUGGUUCUCCAAAAGCCACAGGGCAGCUGGAGCCACCAUGGAACGGCAGCACGCCCGGACCCUGUGGUACGACAGACCCAAAUAUGUUUACAUGGAGUUUUGUGUUGAGGACAGCACCGACGUGAGUGUACUCAUUGAAGAUGACCGCAUUGUGUUCAGCUGCAGGAACGGUGACGGAGUGGAGCUGUACAACGAGAUUGAGUUCUAUGCCAAGGUGAACUCCAAGGAUUCCCAGGAUAAGCGCUCUGGUCGCUCUAUUACUUGCUUUGUGAGGAAAUGGAAGGAGAAGGUGGCUUGGCCACGGCUCACCAAGGAGGAUAUCAAGCCCGUGUGGCUCUCUGUGGACUUUGAUAACUGGAGAGACUGGGAAGGAGAUGAUGAGGUGGAACUGGCUCAGGUGGAGCAUUAUGCAGAGCUUUUGAACAAGGUCAGCACUAAGAGACCUCCCCCUGCCAUGGAUGAUCUGGAUGAUGAUUCUGACAGUGCAGAUGCAAUGACUGAUUAGCCUUGUGAGACAGCAGAGCUGGGGAAGAGCCUGUAGCUCUCUUCAGCGUGACAGGCCGCCGUCACCAACGAUUUUGUUAUGCAUUAAGAUCCACUGAGACCUUGGAACUUUUCCAGAAGCUCUUUUCUUUCUUUCUUUUUCUUUUUUAAGAUAGGGUUUCACUAUGUAG